GCGACGGCUGACUCAUCUUAGUCAUCAAAGCGUAUGUCACGUGCUGGAUUAUGUCAGCACCCGACCGGGCUAGCGCCGUUCUCCAGAUCGGUGAUGCCAUGCGACGCUAUCCGAAAGAUGCAGCGCAUAUCCAUAAUCCAUAUCAUUACUACGCUCUGUACGGCGCAGAGACAUCGCCCAACGCACCAUCCCGCAUCUCUUUCUUUCUCCAUGGGAACCUGCUGGUCAGCGUGCAUCGGCUCUCUUGACGCCUUCUGCUGAUUUCCUCCUCUUUGUCGUGCUCGUCUGUUAUAUAUCUAUCCUAGCUGCUCUGGUCUGUUUCUCUAUCUCCCAUGUCUCGCUGAUCCUGACUGCCCAGCCACUUCAUCUGCUAGUAGCUUGACUGGGACGAGGCUAAUCUUCUUUUGUAUACGACUUUAUUACCUUCCUGUUUAUAUUGCUCCGUUUCUCACUCUAUCACCAGCGUGAACUCAUAUCGGGGAAGUUAGGGUCGAUCCCCGCUGCAAUUGCGACUUCCAGUUUCUCUUUUCCUUUACUGAGUAAGAGGAAGAGUAACAUCGUGGAAGUGAUCUACCGUCGCACGAUGUCGCUCUCCCCAGAUGCUCGCGCGACCUAUAUCCCGAUCAUUGAUUCUAUUCUGGCCAAGAGCGAUUUGCAAACCAUCUCCGAAAAACGCAUCCGGAAAGGUCUUCAGGAAGCUGUCGGUUAUGACCUCACUCCGCAGAAGGCUGCGGUCAAGCAGCUUAUCAUGGAGCGCUUCGAUAUUUUCGUUGCACGAGAUGGCCUAGAUCCGUCUUCCGAAGCAGCACCAUCGGGUACUGCGACCUCAAAUGGCCAUGCAAAAGAAGAGAACGGGAUAUCUUCAUCUGUUCCUCUAUCUCCCCCGCAUUCCACCUCGCCGCAGAAACGCCAGGUUGACAACGACGAGUCCCCGGAAGAAUUGAAAAAAACACCUCCCCCCAAGAAGAGGAAGUCGGAUAAUGAUGUGGAUGCGGACGCCAUUCUUGCUGCAAAGCUGCAAGCAGAGGAAAACAUGCGUGCUAGACCUACUAGGGGAGCGAGCUCGAGAAGGGCACCACCCGUAAAAAGAAAGAGCAAAUCUAAAACCGCGAAAAAAGUCAAGGCUGAGGAUGAUUCGGAUCUCGAGUCUGGUUCCGAAGUGAAUAAGAAAGAGGUCAAUCGGUCCGGCGGGUUUCACAAACCUCUCACUCUAUCUCCAGCCCUCUCGGCUCUGUUGAAUGGUGAAGUUAUGCUCUCACGUCCACAGACAGUCAGCAAGCUUUGGCAAUACAUCCGCGCGCACGAUCUCCAGGAUCCUAAUGACAGACGUCAAAUUCGAUGCGAUGAGGCAAUGCGUGCCGUGUUCAAGCAAGACCGGGUGCAUAUGUUCACCAUGACCAAGAUCCUGAAUCAGAACCUCUACAGCCCUGACGAGUAGUUUGUCGGUUACACUUCCACGCGAUUGCAAAGCAUGACUGGCUGCCUACGUUGCUGCCACCGUUCUAACGAAGUUUUCUUUUGUUUAUUGCACCGCAUACGAAUUACGGCGCUAUUUCCUACGUUCGUCUAGCGACAUGCUUUUUCCUGCGCACCUUUGCUUACUGUUUACCCAUUUUCGCACUUUUUGUUGCCGGCUUGUUUUACCUGGUUUUUUUUGCCGUACUGUUGUUUUCUCUUCUCUUUCACUAGCGGGGAGUUGGUGCCUAAGCGGAGAAAUCGACCGCGAUUUGUCUCCUGAAAAUUUAUGAUUCAACAUUGAAAUUGCAUCAAUUAAAUAACUGGGCUGCUUACAGGCUGGCUAUCUUUUUUCGAAUCAUUGCAGGGGGAAGAGACUUAUCUAUAGUAGCAGAUGGGCGUUGCAUUUUCCUUUGAUUCCAGAUCCGCUGUAGUAUUUGCUGGUUGCUAGGUCACUCCGUAAGCAAUUCGAGUCAUCAUUGAAAAGCAU
Molecule: messenger RNA, 1945 nt
Organism: Monascus purpureus
Lineage: Eukaryota; Fungi; Ascomycota; Eurotiomycetes; Eurotiales; Aspergillaceae
Source: the annotation of a GenBank genome assembly